Messenger RNA from Portunus trituberculatus (swimming crab), 10588 nucleotides. RefSeq names its product protein lava lamp-like. The record is from RefSeq and is a predicted model, not a curated record. NCBI's taxonomy places the organism in Eukaryota, Metazoa, Arthropoda, Malacostraca, Decapoda, Portunidae. The transcript has 39 exons. The coding region runs from base 169 to 9501 and encodes 3110 amino acids.
GCCCUGCAGCCUCGCAGUUUCGAGCCAAGUUUUCUGCCAUGCACACGACCGAACUUUGAUAGUUUUAGUUUUUUCGAACUUAGGUUUAAGGAUAUUUAUUACGUGUGAUUUGUGUUACCGCUGUAAGCAACGACGCAUGUUUGUGGAUAUAUGUGUUAGCGAGUCGCAAUGUCGAUUAACGAAAUCACGAUCUCUGCCACACUCUCGGACAACGACUUCCCCUACGCGACAAUGACCCCACCCACGUCCGACGGCGGUGCGCAGGGACGUGCCACGGAGGAAAUGACAACUCCCACGACCACGUCAAGGCAAGGGACGGAGCAGCAUGAGACGCAGGCGGGACAGCACCACCGAAGCGUCUCCCUGCUGGCGCGGCUCCCCAAGCUGAAGCGAGAAAAGUCCUUCUCAGAGACGCUUGAGAGGAAGAAGAAGAAAGUUAAGUUCUCCACGAGUGAUGAUAAUGAUGACGUCAUCGUGGACACGCGCGUGUACGACCCUCACGUGGAUCCCAUCGGUGACUGCGGCGAGGAUGAGGACGACCGCGCACUUCCUUCCCCCUUCAAGAAGUUCCUCAGGAAGAAGUCCAAGAAAAGGAAGUCGACGAUUGAAACCCAGACAGAAAAUGUGAAUGACCCCGCAUGGAAAGAAAAAGGCAAAAACAACUCCAAAGUGAGGAAGAAUGGCGACUGUAAGGAAAGCUCGAUGUGUGUCGGUGAGGGCGCCGACACUGAGCAGACCCUCCCUCCAUGCCCCACAGAGAGAGGCACAUCCGGAGGUGACACAGAGAGGGCCGCCGAGGAACACGCCUCCUGCGGCUGCCUCUCGACCACCACCACAUCGGAGCACUGCCCUGCCAAAUCCUCACCCGAGUCUGUAAGCCUGACGCGUCCCGAACCUGGCGAGGAAAAGAGUGCCAAGUGUGAUGUCAGCACUGAUGCUGUGGCGUCCACAGUGCCAUAUCCCGCAGCGACUGAAGGAAGCGAGAGCGUGUCUGCGUUUAGUGAGAGAGACGAACGAAUGUGUGCCCCUGAAGGGUGCCGCGACCCCCAAGUACCUGAUCAGAGUUGUGAAUACAUCGAUAAGAAGCUUCACCAAGACAAUCAAGUUCUGGUAACUCCACGUCAACCAGCAGAAGGAAGUGUGAGGCCCGGCUGCGAUGCCCCUAACGAAUGUCGGCCCAACUCGGGGACUCAGGAGCUUAACGCUAGCAGUGAGGCGGAUUCACCACCACAGCAAAAUGGGUGUUUGCUUGAUGAUGCGGAACUUUCACCAAGAACGCCUGAAAUUAAAGACUCAAGUGUCACCUCUUGUUCGGCGACCGUCAAGCGCGAGGGCACCUUCACCCUCGACGGUCCCCCUCCAGCCAAAAUCACGAAGUCUGCUGACGACGCUGCCGGCGAGAAUGCAGCGCCUGCCGGAGAUCAAGUUGUAGAUCCCCUGCAGUUCUUCAUUCCUCUAGUCACUUCUGAGUCUAGCUCAGAUAAUACAACCUCAGGAAAACCCGUAAAGAAAAAAGUCCCUGCACCUUUAUCAAAGUCUAAAGAAAACAGAUCUAUGAAAUCCCAAGAAACAAAGAUGAAAAAUAGGACUCCACAAGCCCUAGAAACAAAGACAAAUAACAGAUCUGUGAAACCCCAAGACAAAAAGACAAAACUCUCGGACCAAUCCUCUACCGCAACAGUAUUAAAAAAUAGUGCAAAACAGACUUUGGCGAACGUGUGGAGAAAUACUGUCAAGCCUCAGGAGACUCCAAAGAAACCAUCGAAGCCCACGCCGAAGCCAGCCUGUAAAGUAUCCCUAGUAAGUGAGGCUACGGCUAAGAGGCAGCAAGAUGACAAGCUAACGGGAACCAUCUUACUAAGGAGGCGAGAGACUUCCAAACCGGUGGCUGCCAAGGAGAAACCGGUGAGCUCGAUGCAGGGCAAGGAGCAGCGCGAAUCCCAGCGGCCCAGCAGAAGCCCCACUAAGACUACUCCCCGGCAAGACUUUCUUAGGAAGUCGACAGAGAAGAGCUCUAUGUGGGGUGCUGUGUCCCUGGCCUCCUUCAAGAGAGAUGGUACUUUCACCAAGAAGUACGACACGGAGAAGGACAGACUGCAGGCGGAAUGUUCUAAGCUCAGCGUUGAAAAAGACAGGCUUCAGAGCGAACUGCACGAGGCCCGCACGAGGCUGGAGGAAGAGAUGGCAGCGAGAAAGGCUCUCAGACGCACCCACGAACUCAGCCUCCGACAGCUGAGAGAAGGAGAGCUGAGAAGGACAGAAGUACUUCUUGCCGAUAUGAAAAACAGACUGGAGGAUGAGAAACGCGAGUCGCUAUUGCAGCAGAAGGACGUCCUGUCGAGGUGCCAUGAGAACGAACUGAUGCGUGCCGAGAGGGAGCGGGAGGAGAGCCACCGGAAGGUUCUCAUGGAAGCCCGCACGGCGCAGGAGAGGUUGAAGGCGGAGAUGAGGCGGGAGGCACAUAGACCUGAGCCUUCCCUCUCGCCCUGCUGCCGCUGCUCUGACCGUGACCUGGAGCGCAUGAACCGAGACCUGUCCGCGCUACGGGAACACAAGAAGAGGCUGGAGGAGGCUCUGCAGACCCUUCAGGAGAGCGAGCGGCAGCGGGCGGGGGAGCUGAGGCGCCUCCACGAUGAACAUGAAGUGGCUGUGGCAAAGAUCCAUCGGGCCAACAAGUCUGAGGGAGCGCGUCUGCUGGAUGAACUUCGAUCCAAAGAGCGCUCCAUCACCAUCCUGGAGCGGCAGGUGGCGGCGCAGGCCUCCAAGCUGCGCCAUCUGGAGGAAAAGUUACAGCAGCGGGACGGCAGCAGCGACCGGGUUGACGACUCCGCCAGGAAGCAAACGACUCGCGGCGGCGGAGGGUCCGGGGCGAGUGGCAAGAGACAGAAGGAGGGUGCCGCGGGUGCGAAAGAUGGAGGGAAGGCGAGAGACAAGGAACAAUGUGCCGGCAACAACAACAUCAACAACAACAACCACAGCAACAGCAACAGCAGCACACCUUCCCACCUCGCCCAUCCCAACCAGCCUAUCGCCCUGUUCCUGGAGGCCGUAGGCGAGGCGUCCAUCACCGCCAUGAGCCUCGACCUUCACCCACCAUCACCUGCAGCCUCCGACAUGCCCGCCCCGACCACCCCCGAAAAACCCUGCCCGGACAACCAUGACGUCCCCGCAGGCCCUCCACAGGUGCCCCCAGAAAUCUUGGCUGAAAUGGAGCAGCUAAGGCAAGACCUCGAGCGCCAGAAGACUCAGAACGAGGAGCACCUACAGCAACUAGCUCAGCAGAAGGAGGAGUUUGAGGAGGAGCGGAAGCAGUUACGUGAGGAGAAUGAGAAGUUAAAGGAGGAAUAUGAUGUGGAGAAGAACACCCUGGAGGAGGAGGUCGGGGCGAAGGUGCAGAAGGUGGAGGAGCAGCAGCGGGUGAUGGAUGCGCAGAAGCAGGUGAUGGAGGAGCAGAAGCAGGUGAUGGAGGAGCUCAAAAUGAUGAUGGAGGAGCAGCAAGUCAGGAUUGUGGAGCUGGAGACUGAAUGCCUGGUGCCACCGCCUCUGCCCACCACUUGGCACCGGCGGGAGUCCUGCGUUAAGGUGUCUGAGUUGCCCACCGUCAUGGAGCAGAACAGCGAUGACGAGUGCAGCUCCUCCUCCUCUUCCACGCCCACUGAGACCACGCCCCCAGACCUGCCCUUCGCUCUAGAGGACGACACACUUGAACCAUCCUGCCUCUCCAUGCCCGCAGACACGCCCCUGGAGCAGCUCGCCUGGCCUGAGAUCCCUGCUGAUGAAAUGGCUGCGCAGUACGCCCUAUUGUCGCGAGAGCACCAAGGACUGCAGAAGUCUUACCAGCUGCUCGCCUCCACUACAGCGGCCGCGUCCUCCUCACCAGAUUACCAUCCCAGAGAUGGCACGGCGGCCCUGUGGCUCUCGGCUAAGGUGCUGGAGCUGGAGGCUGAGGCGACGAAACUGCGUGAGGAGCUGCAGGACACGAGGGACCACGCCGACCUGCUGGAGUUCCGCUGCCUGGAGCUGACGGAGGGAGCUGAUAAGAGUUCGGAGUUCGGGUCAGCGACGGAUACUCGCGACCAGUCUACCAACACCGAGCCGGAUGAGGUCACCACUCCCACCACCAAUGAAGACCUCUCACUCCCGCUCUCCAUAGACUCCGGCCUCGACCUCUCCAGUGACUAUAAGAAGGCGCGAGUGUCGGAGGCGCGGGCGUGGUUGGCUCAAUUGUCGCGAGCUGCGGGAGAAGAAGAAGCUCCUGCCGCCCUCCAACUGGCUGCUCUGCUUGACUGGGUGGCGACGCUUCCCCUGCAGCCCCACCAUGCCCUGUCUUCGCCGGUGAGCCCCACGCUGCCCACGCCACCUUCUCCCAGCAAAGCCGGGAUGGGUGUGGAGGAGCUUGGAUGUGACGUAGGGCGGGACCUGAUGGUGCUUGCCACACGCCUACAGGAAUCCUUAGCUGAUCCCGCCGCUCAGGAGGCUGUUCUUCUGGACACCAUAACGAAGCUGCGUGUGCUGGACAGUUCCCUCUGCCAGCUGCAGGAUCGAGUGGUCACUCUGACGGAUGAAAACCGUGAGCUGCAGGAGGCGGUAGCGAGUCUGAGCGAGGCUCAGGAGACACGCACCGAAGCAUCUGGUACAGAGAGCGAAUUGGUGCACCGCAAGACGCCUUCCAUCCACUCCGAUCUGAGUGACGCAGAGCUCAGCGACUCACCAGAACAUGUUCAGCAGGCGCGCCCCGGAAAGAUGCCUUUGGAAGCCGCCACCAGUUUCCAGGAAUCUGGGAUCUUUGAUACAUCCUGUGAGCUGGUCCAUGUCACCACACAGACUGACCUGUCGCAGGUCGAGGCCGUGUUUGCGUCCGAGGCAGACCUCCACAAGGCAGAAUGUGAACUACAGCAGCAAGAUGUUGACCUUCAGAGUGCAGUUGCUCGCUUGGCUGCAAUAAGGUCAGCGGUCCAAGGUCGUGACUUGAGACACCUCAGACUGCAAGACUUGCAGGAGAGUGACGAGUACCUCAUGCAAUCGACCCUGGACCAGGAGCAGGUGACGCUCAGCAAGACGGAGUAUGACACAAUUGUGGAGAGUGAACGGCGGCUCCGGCAAGAGAUGGAGCAUCUUAAAUGUGAUAAGCAGCAGCUGGCGCUCGAAUGCGACACUCUGAAGACCCAAAUAAGAACACAAAGCUCAAGCCGAGGGACCGACGCCGAGGAAGCACUCAAAGGCGAAAUUCGUGUCCUCAAACAACGGCUGUCCAUGUCCGAGAGGGCGCGCCAGGAGGUGUUCGAGGAGAAGUGUGAGCUGGAGGAGGAAGAAAACGACUCCCGCCUCAUGGUACAGAGACUGGAGUCCCAGAUGGAGGCUGCACGGGAGAUGGAGAACUUGCUGAGCGCGUCUCUCUCCCAGGAGCAGGAAAUUUCCAGAGAACUGCAGCGCCGCGUUAGGGACUUGCAGAUUCUUGACAAGGAAAAUCGUGGUCGCUUUGAUAAGUUAGAGGCAAUUAAGAACAAGAUGGAAGAGAAGGCAACCACACUGUCCGAUGCAAAGGAUGCUCUUGCCGCCCAGCUCACCUUUGUCAUGUACGGUUUGUUGGUAGUGGAGCAAUGGCGACGGUGGGCAGCAAGGCCGCUCACCCUUGUCCCCUUCUCCAGCAAGCAAACCGAAAUGUCUUGGGAAGAGAACAAGAAUUCAUUGAAUGUAAAUGAGUAUGUUUCUGUGUGUCCCCCUGUUGUGUUGGAGUCUUGUGUACAAAAAGUCGAUGUUGGUCUUCUGAGUCAGGACGCACACAGUAGAGUUGCUCAGAAACAUCUUCCUGAAGAGCACGGCCAACGAAGGCCAGCAGAAGCAAAUGAAGAGGAGCCACAAAAUAAACGCCAAAGAGGCAUCAAGACCAGAUCGCAGGGCACCAUGACAGCCAAGAGCGAGUCGGUCAGUGAGCGUGAAAAGUAUUACCUGGAACAAAUUGAGAAUCUACAAAAAGAGAAAAUGAGCCUAAGGAAGGGACAUGAAAGUGAGAGGCGAAACUCUUUACAACAGCAUAAUGAUUUGGAAGGAGAAGUUCAGGAAGUGAGACAACAACUGGCAGAAGUUGAGCAUGAGAAGUGUAAACUGUUGAUCCGCCUUGAAGAAGCACAAGAGAAGGAUGAGGAAAUGAAGAACAAUUACCUGAACAGGAUAGAAGAGUUGAAGUCUGACAUGUCUAGGUAUAAGGACUUGUAUGAAAUGGAAAAGAAGGCUUUAAUUGGUGACCACAAGACAAAGCUCCUCGAGGUAGAGAAGGAGCGAGGGCGUCUUGAAGAGAGGGUUCACCAGCUUGAACUGCAGAUCUCCACCUUCAGACAGGAACUUGAAAUUGUUGGCACGUCUGUUGCUCAGGACAUUGUUGAGAUGGACACAGACAUUGGGACGGUCAUAUCACACAACAAGAAGUCUUCAAUGGAGAAACCUCACUGUGCAGGAGAAAUUGUGGAAAAAAUACGGCAGUUGGUAAAAUCGGAGACUGGUCUUCGACAGAGAAUUUAUGACCUUGAGAAAAAGGAAUGUGCAUAUCGGGAAACAAUCGGAGAAGCCGACAAAAUCAUGUCCAGUCAUGUAACAUCUUACAAGCAACAAAUUGAAGAGCUGCAAGCAAAAGCAAGUCAACAGACUGCCAAAAUCCAGCAGAUGGAAGCCUCAGAGGAGCGCCUGCGAACCACAUUGAGAACUAACAAUAGAACCAGUGAUGGUGCUCGCAUCUCAGACCUUCUGGACAGGCUGAUUGAAACUGAAAACUCUGAACUGAAGCUCAAAGAGAGAGUGUGGAACUUGGAGAAAAGUGAAAAAGAACUACAAAUCAAGCUCAUGGAGGGUGAGAAGAAAAACCAGGUGCUUCGUGGGGAGUUACGGGACCAAGAGGAACUCGUACACCGCAUGAUGACACUAGAGACAGAAAAUAAUGCACUCUCAGCAGAACUAAGCCAGGCUCAUGAUUCCACUCGCAAAAUGUCAGAAGUGCAGCAGAAUGAAAGUUAUCUUCGAGGACGAGUUGAAGAACUUGAAGUAACAGAAAAUAUGCUGAGAGAGACACUUCAACAAGCAGACCAGAUUUUGGCCCAGAGGGAAAGAAAGCUUAGAGACCAGGUAUCAUCCCUACAAGAAGAAAUUCAGUCUUACAAAGUACAGCUGGAAGCAGCAGCAUCCAAAGAACAUGGUGCCAGGGAGUCAGAACUGUCGUAUAGGAAGCAGCUUGAGGAGUUGAGGACACGUCUUGCUGAAGCAGAACGGGACUUGAUGGAGUCCUCCUCAGAAACCAUUAGCCAUGAAACACAACACAGAUCAGAGGUAACAAAACUACGAAAUCAGUUGAAAUUGUGCAACUCCCAACUACUUGAACUUGAUAGACUCAACUGUGAGCUCAGGGAUCGGGUGAUGGCAGCAGAACUUGAGGGUCAGCGUUUAGCCAAGGAACUGGAAGAACACGGGAGACGGCAUGAACAAGAUCUACUUAAUUUCAAUCUUCAGGUGUCCUCCCGAGAUUCCCGUUUGGAAGAUCUAGAGCACCAGUUGGAGCAGAUGAGUCAUGAUCAUGCUGCCAGUGAGUUGGAUGCUCUUGAUGCCAUGCCCAUUGCUGCUCUUCACACUUCCAUCACAGCACUCACUACAGCCGUUAAGAGUUGCAAGUCAUGCAGUGCAGCUCAGAGUGAAACCUUGGUGGAUGUAACAAAGCAGCUAGGAACUCUAACAGAGCUGCUGGAAGGUGAAUCUAACAACCCAGAUGUUAUGGAUGAAACAUCAGAUAUCGAAGAGGAAGAUAUAUCAGACACAGCAGAAAACUUGGCCCACGAAGCCACAACGACCCCCCCUCCUGACCCCGCUAGGGAGGGAUCCAGGGAAGAUUUCAGCGGGGACUCUGUCAGUAUGAAGCUUCGGAGAAGUGCCCGAUGGAGGAACAGGAGACGCCUUGAGGAUCCCAAUGGCCAGAGACGAAUGGGGCCUCAGGGAUCAUCCACCAUCUUGGAGGAACUUGAGGAAAAGGUUCGAGAGCUGGAGGAGGCGCUUGGCCGCAAAGAAGAGGAGCUGCGGCUAGCAGACGUUGAAGCCUGUGAAAUAAACAGCCAAUUGGAAGCCAGAGAUACUGCUUUAGCUCAGAAGAUUCAAGAAAUUGAGCACCUCAAUAUUACCUUGGCAAGUCUCCGUCUACAAUUGGUUGCCACUUUAGAAGAUGCUGAAAAAGCAAGAAGUUCACUUGAAGGCAAACAUAAGAUAAAGCUAGAGGAGCUAACAAACAAGGUAGAGGAAAUUACCAAAAAAGCAGAGUGUCUGGCUGGCCACUGUCACCUCAAGGACUCGAUCAUCUUCACAUUAGCUUCACAAAUUCGUGCAAUCCUCAGGUCAGGGAAUAUGGGUGUUAUCAUUAAUCAGCUACAGCGGCUUAAUGAAGUCAGCGAGAGCAAGGAAUCAGAUGGCAAAAUGAAGGAAAUGCAGAUGCCACCAGUAUCUGAUUUUGAUGUGGAAACAAUCUGCUCUUUCCUCACUCAACCUAAUGAGAUGGCUUCCUUACCUCAGUCUACCAUCUCAGAUGGGAUGGAGCCAUCUAGUCUCGUGACUCUUCAAACUGACACCUCACUUGCUCCUUCUCACUCUAAGCUGGAGCACACUAGUCACGUGAUCCCCCAAGGUUCUCCAUCACUCGUCCAGCAAAAGAAAUCACGUAUACCACGAUUCAUGCCUCCUUCCGUAUCUAGGGGAAAAUGUGCACCGAAAGCACCCACACCUAAACCUCAGUCUGUUUCCAUUUCCAUGCAAGUGUCUAACUUGCCUAAAAAAAUUAUUAAAACAUCUCAAACUGAAACUCUGGUCAAAACAAGGUCAGUUCUUGAACAUACAGUAAAGACUGUAUCCCAUCCUUUGUAUGGAGUUAAGUCUGCACCUGUAAUAAAACAGGAAGUUAAGCUCACACCUCCCGACGCUACAAGUGUUAUGAAGCCCCUGGCAACUUCUACUCCAGCUAGACCUACUGGCAGAAAGAUCCCAUCAAGACAAGAGCGAUCAAGAUUCCUGUCUGAUGCUCGCAGAAUCAAACGCAUGGUGACUGGUGUGGUGCCAUUAGAUGCUGCAGUGGACUGUGCCUCAGCACCAGAGUGGAGAGAACGGUCACCAUUAGGAAACUCAUCUGAAGUAGAGGCCACAUGCGUUCCCCGACCACACAACCUCCACAUCACACGCAGAGUUGGUGUAGAUGGAGUUGUCAUUGCUUGGGAUCCUUUAGAACAUGAUUGUGUUGCAGGAUUUCAGGUCCUGGUGGGUGGUCGAGUGGUUCAGCAUGUCAGGUCUCCUCACCGCACAAAAGCCUUGGUCACCGGACUCCCUCUGGCAGGCUCCUUCACAAUUGGUUUGGUUGCUGUGGCAGAUGAUGGCCGAUGCUCCACACCUGUAAUUGUUACCCAGGAUCGGUCAAGAUUGUAUCCUUGCAGAAAUGUUACUGCUGGACACACUGUUAGAAGAAGCAUCACAACGUCUCUUUAAGAUUGGACAUAUAUAAAUAUUUGACAAAGAAAUUUUUUUGAAACCCCUAGAACCAUCUCAUAGAUAUCUUGGGGUUUUCCAAAAGUAUUGUAUUAUAUAGUUUAAUAAAUUUUGCAUUGUGUGAAAGGUCGUAGUAAAUUUAGCAUCGUUGUUGAAAAAUAUAUUCACACCGAGUUUCUGGUCGGAAAUUUUUGGUAUCUAUCCCAGAACCAAGCUUAAAGUGAACAAGUCUUCCUAUUAAUGCAAGCCUUAAACAUCGUCCUGCCAAACUGACAUUAUGAGAUGUGAAACCUGCAAAUCUUUAAAAAUACAAGCCUUACAGUGCAUGCAACUAACACCAUAGUCUAUGAUUUUUUUUUGAAGUUCAAGAAAGUUAUUAAAAGUGUGUUGUGUACCAUCUAAACUAGCUGAAUUUGUGUAUUAUUUGAUUUCAAUAAGUACUUUAUGUUUUUAUCCACCUGUAUCAGCUUGAGUACUACCCAGGCAGUGUUGACAUUUUGUGGUUUAGGAUCAAGGUUUUUUUAGGGAUGAAUGAAUGCUUAAAUCUUUGUCAAUGUUGAAGGAAAAGUUGUUUCAGCACAUAGCACUACUGACCAAGGUACCACCCAAGUUGCCUGUUACAAACUGUGUGCAUUAUUGAAAAUUUGGUCUGGAGAAAUUUGCAGAAUAUAGUUUGUAGAAUUGAGCAGAAGAUGGAAAAUAAUGCAUUUUGUUAAUUCAUUCAGUAUGAUUUAGUAUAAUUUAUUGGAUAUGCAAAUAGAUCUCCAGGUCAGAUUAUAAAUUCUAGCAUGAAUUGUGUAAACAAGGUCAGUUUUUGGGCUUGUAGUUAGCUCACUGUUUAAUGUUUCAUGAGAUCUAGUAAUUUGUUAUUGUUAAAUUUCAGAAAUGUUUAAGGAAGAUACAAAAUUUUUGAUAUGAAUACAUAUCAAAUUGCAUAUAUUUAAGAUUACAAAAUGUAAAUAUUUUAUAUAGUGCCAAAUGAAAAAUUCAAUUAUUUAUGAUAACUUGCAAUUCAGAAUCAGGAAUAGUAUUUAAAUUUCUCUGAAAUGUAUAUAGAAUUUGUAUUUGAAAAUUGACCUUAUCCUGA